GAGUUGUGUUGUUUGUUCUUUUUUUUUUAGUCACCAUGGUACAUUGGUUCUAGGCGCGGAGGGGUUUGGAAAGCUAACGGGUCUUGAAGGCAAAAUGGCCUCGAAGGACAGCACGUUCACAGAAAACAUGAAAAAUGAGCGCCAAACCAACAACGACUCCACUGCAAGGCGGCUGAUUCGCUUGUACCGCGCCAACCAGUGUCUGUGGAAUCGCAAGUCACCGGGAUACCACUGCACGACCCUAAAGCAGAGCGCCUGGAACCGCAUCACGCGUAUUCUGAACAACGGUCUCACGCCGGAUCAGGUGAAGCUGCAGGUGCUCUCCCUGCGCACCUACUACGACAUGGAACGCCAGGCAAUCAAGCGUAGCCAGCGGGAGGGAUUCCACUAUGUGCCCUGUCGCUCGAUUUUCAAUGACCUCCAGUUCCUAGCCGACCAGGAACCGUGCGAGGCAGAGCAGUCCAAGUCCAGACCAAGCGUCCGCGACGACCAAGUGCAGUGCAUUAUUGAUGAUGUUACGGAAAUGAUGAACAAGGACUGCGCGGAAUGCAGGCACAGCCUACACGUUGAUUUCCACAUACCCAUCGGCGAGAGAACAUCCGCUUCUUCUAACAUGAGCUUCGAGGACGAAGAGUUAGACAACUCGUCCUUGUAUGACUCGGACCUCGAGACGCUGCCAACUACACUGCCACGUGCCACUUCCGGAGCUGAUCGUUAUCACCACCAGCAAGAUGAAGAGGAGUCCAGCGACUACUCGUACCACCAUCAAUCAAGACAACAGCCCCUUCAAGGGCGAGGCGCUCGGGAAGCAGCAUCCCAUAGAUAUUCGAGACCCACAGAAAACUACAACCACAGUUGCCAUUACGGGCACAGGAGCCAACGCACCACUUAUGUGUCUGAGAGAGGCAGAGCACCGGGGCAGCAACUGCAAGUGCAAGCACUUAGACCCAGAUCCGGCAUGGAGGCCGGCAGCAACUAUGACUCUCAACGCUCCAAAAACAACGAGGAGGCGUGCAAUGUUCUCUUGCUCAAGUUUAAUCCACGAAAUGCCAAAAACAACAAAGUCAUCUGUGUCAAUCGUCCUGCCAACUACAGGGAACCAACUACAGGCAACACCAGCGAACAGGAACUGCAAUCAGCUGAAACUCCUGUGUACGAGGACAACGAGUACAGAGCUCUGCCAGCGGACGAGCACGCAGAAUGCAGAUAUAACCCAGAUGCUCAAUGCACUCAGAACCUACCGCAGAAUGAGCAGGAGGAAUGCUUUUAUUAUCCGGAAGGAGCAGACCCAUACGAAUAUCUCGAAUGCUACUGUCCGCCACAUCAGUAUAUGGCAGCUGCAAAUCAGUUGUAUCUCCCGGAAGACGAUGCCAACGAUGAGCUGCCAGACCGGCGACGUCCUCAGUCGCAGUUUUAUGAAUGCGGAAACACUGCUCCAGAUGCCUACAGAUCUCGUCAGUGUGCCCGCCCGAUGGAAGAUUUUAAUCCUAAUCGCUUCGAGCGCACGCCGCAAACACACCCGCAAUAUAUGCCAGGCUGCUGCUCAAAAGAUACCACCACCAUGACCGUUCCGAAUGUGGAAAGUUAUGACUCCCGCAACUCGGGGCCAGAUUCUUAUAUGGCCCAACAGUGCGCUGCAGUUGCUGAGCAAAUUAUGAAGGACUAUCAUAUCCGCCACUUCAAGUGCGCGCAUCAAAAGUAUCCGAAUGAUGAUCGAGAUUAUUGCGACGAGCCUGUGGCCAGGCGACCCCAAAGACAUUACCAAACCGAAGAUGGGGAGUAUGUAGAGUGUCCGGGCCGAAGGCGACAGCAACGCAGAAAAGAAGUGGAGCGCGAGGCUUCACCUGCAAGGCACAGGGCGAGUACUUCCUCAAAGGUGCCGAAGGCGAGAGAGUACAAAUUUCCGCAGCAAAAUUUCUUGGCUAGUUUAAAAUCAGAUUACAGCGACCAGGGCGAGAGGACUCCCAAUCAACACUCUGAAAAAUACAGACAAGACAGGUACAAGUACGAUGACCGAGAAUGUGUUAAAGAUUGCCCUAGAAUCACAGGGACUAAGGAUUGUAGAGGCGAUAAGUUUCCAUCAACCUGUUUGUCAGCGCUUAAUGAUUACAACAGUGAAGAGGAUGGCCAGGAUAAGUACUACCAAAAACCGAGUCCAGCAUCAUCGCCGUACGAAGAUUACGAAGCGGAUGACGAGCAAAGUCCAACACAGUUUACCCAACUGAGAUCGAGUCGGCGAGAGGAACCUGCGCGGAGUCCGCCACAAAUUCCAAGAAGACACGGUCCGCAGCCUUCUCAUAGAUAUGAGGAAUGCAAUGAUGACCGAGUUGUAAUGCAAGUGGAGCCAAGACAAGCUCCGAGGAGAACCUCAGACAGAGGCCAGUACAGUGAGCCUUUAGCCUCGCCGCAGCAGCGCAGGCGAUCUAACGAAGCCAAAGAUCUGCAGACUUAUCCCGAAGAGCGCCGCCCUCCGUCGCAACGCAAACAGCAACAAGGCCCCAGCAACAGUGAUGUUGAAUAUAUCGAGUGUCCGAAACGUGGGCUCAGGCCACGCUCAGAUAAUGCAGAACAUGAGGAUCCACGUAACAUGGAGGCCACCGACGAGCCAUCCAUGGGCAAUAGAUCCCCGCCGAACAGCCCAAGCGACAGUCAGUUGCUAUCAAAACAGAAUUCAGAACAAAUGUAUAUAAGCCAGGAAGAGUUAAGGGACGAAGACGAUGAUGAGUGCCGCUGCGAGUUCGAGCCGGCAGUUCCAGAGAGUACCUCACCCAGAAGGAGUAUGCAAAACGAUCGUCCUGAUAUGCAGAUGGGUCCAGACAUUUCGCAAGAAGAAAACCUAAUCAGCAGUCGGAAUGAGCACGUUGUUGCAGAGAUUGACGCAACAAAAACAAAUAGCCGAGACGAUAGCCAGACAGAGUCAACUGCUCCACUAAUCGCCUCAUCCAAGAAAAAGAGAAGUCACGAUUUUCUAGGGAUUCCGUCUUCAAAAAGAAACAGCCGAAAUUACCAAGAAAAGGAGCCAAGUCCAAUGCAGACUCCAGAGCGGGGAUUGCAUCAGCAAGAAGACUCUGUGGAGAAUCCAACACACUCCCAAGAAUUUGAGGAAUUGACCUCUUGCAAUGAUGAAACGUGUCCAUAUGCAAACCUAAAUGUUCCAGAGACUAUUUCAUCCAUGGAAAAUUAUCAGUCGGACAGCCAGCUCAAACCAACACCGACUUCAAAUCAAAACUAUAGUUGCCCAGAAAAUCCAAUGGAUAUACUCGAAAUUGCUGAAUGCGCCUGUGAGGAAGAGCCCACUGUUGCAGAGAGUACCGCUGCUGAAAGAAGUGGACAAAAGGAUCGCCAGGAAGAGCCAACAGCUCCAGAGAUUGCCUCAUCGAAGAGAGACAGUCGUCAGGAUGAAGACAGUGUUCCAGAGAUUGUUUCAUCGAAGAGAAAUAGCCGAAACGAUCGCCGAGAAAAGCCAACUGCUCCAUCAUCGAAGAGAGCCAGUCGGAACAGUCGUCGCAAUGAGCCAAUUCUCGAUGAUGCUGAUGAAUGUCGCUGUGAGGUUGAGUUGAAUGUUCCAGGGAGUACCUCACCUAAAAGAAGAAGGCGAAACGACCGUCUUGAUGGCCGCAUGGUUCUAGAAAAUGCACCAGAAAAGCGAAUCAGCCGUCAGGAAGGGCCUAGGGCUCCAGAGAUUUCCGCAUCCCCGAGAAGUCUUACUCACAGCCAGGAAGAGCCAAUAGCUAAAAACAAAAAAUCAAAGCACACUUCUAAAAAAGUGAGUCGCAGCCAUGAAAAGCCAAUAGAUCCAAUCGAAAUUGAUGAAUGCCCCUGCGACGAUGAGCGGGAGACACCCACACGCAAGAGGAACAGUGGGGCUAAAAAGCAUGCGAACGAACAGGACAGUGAAUCCGAGUACGAGGAUGCUGUUAAUUGUGAACUUAAUCCCGAUGAAUGUUCAAAGAAGGCUAAUGGAGGGAACUCUGCAAUGGAUACGAAAUCACCCAAGGAAGCUUCGAGAACAGAAAGUGAGAAACGUGAGCACAGUGAUUUAGAGAGUGGGGAAAAGUCCCCCAUUGGGAAAAACAUUCAAAACGAACCUGGGAAGAGUAAAAGUACUGAAGACAUUGUUGAAGAGAAGGUAAAAGGGAGGAACAAGCGAAAGGAAACGCAACAGACUGAGGAGCCAACAAACGAGACUGAGCCUAAAAACCGCAAGCCUGCAACUAAGGAUAUUUCCAUGGAGUCGAGUGAUGAAACUCAACCUAAGACUCAACGUGGGCGGAGUAACACUGCGGAGGGUGAGCUGUCCGCCCAGAAGAAGCCGCGCACGCAGCAAAACGCCAGAGCAUUGACACUGCCGGCGGGAGGAAAGUCUCCGCGGAGCCACUCCGCUGCAGAUCGGUCAGGUGCGGUGCCAAAGUCGAGGCUCAGAGCUAACUCCAACCCGGAAGAAGCGGCCAAGAAGGCCAUUCCGGCGAGAAGUAGCAACAGUCCGUGCGGCAGGCCCAAUUGCCCAAUCAGCGGUAAGAGAUCCAUGAAACACGCCGACUCUGAUGGUGGCCACAGUAGACCCUUUGACUUACGCUUGGCUUCAUACUACAUUUGCCAAUUACAGGAUGAAGAUGAGGCGAAUCAGUAUCUGAUUAUCGUGCCCGAAGCAAAGCUUCGUAAGAUAAGUCCACACAGAGACUGCCCAAGGCAAGAGCCUGCGAAGAAGAAGCCCUGCACCCCGCGGCAGUGCUCCGGCUUCGAGACUUUGUCCUGGGCUAGUUCCAAGCCCACACCACAAUCGUAUCCAAGGAACACGGAGGGUGUCUCCGCUCUUGCCUCCUAUCUAGUGCCACCAGUCGCCACCGAGACCACCUUGAGCAUUCUCAAGCAGCACAUGCCCAAGUCGAUUGGGGAGCGCAAAACACCAAAAGAAUUGAUUCAGAAGAGCCCGAAAAGCAACAGCAGCAAGAAAUCGGAAAAGCCACCUCCUAAGAUCCUACGUAAGCCGAAAACCAAGCCGAUGACAUCAAUGGCCACUACCCAAACACUCAGUCAUCGUCCAAUCCAUGAGACAAACUCUAUCUUGGCGGAGAAUCGCACCGUGCUGCUCACCAAUAAUCCGGACCCAAAGUCCAAUCAAGAGGUAAUCGUUCUGCACCCGCCCGUCGCGGGCUUUGCACCCUCCAAUAGCUCUCUUGGCCUGGAUGAUGUGCAGAUGCGGUACGUCAAAGUUCAGCACAGCCAGCCGCAUGUCAGCUAGAAGCUGAUCGGAAACAGUAACUCCCAGAGUUUGCAUUCCAUGGCAUAAACACCUUUGCCAUUGCUGUUAUUUCUUCACACAUAGUUCUCUGCCACAGCCAAUGUACCAGAGUAUCCAGAAUAGUAAAGAACAGCAACCAACCG
This is a messenger RNA of Drosophila subobscura, 5385 nucleotides long. RefSeq lists its product as uncharacterized. Lineage: Eukaryota; Metazoa; Arthropoda; Insecta; Diptera; Drosophilidae. The record is from RefSeq and is a predicted model, not a curated record. The transcript is spliced from 3 exons. Bases 95 to 5242 code for a protein of 1715 amino acids.